AUGGCUCAAAGAAUUGAGUGGAAUCUGAACGGCUUCAAGCCUUCGAUGAAAGAUAUCGUUACUGAGGCUUUAUGUCUUUACCAGGACUACCUGAAGAUUGCAAAGCAUAUCAAGGAGAGUGCGGAUAAGCUUUACGGUGGGCCGCAUCACUGUGUUGUUGGCCGAAACUUCCAUGGGUAUGUCAGAACCGAUAAUCCCUGGACAUUUGUAGCCAGUGUAAAGGACUUCUUCAAAUUAUUUGACUUACUAACUAGUAAAAAAAUAUGUGAUUUGGAAACAAUAGAAAUAAUAGGUCAGAACCAACAAAUUGUGAUUAGUUAAACUAAUUUACUAAACCCUUACUCCAUGAAGUAGUAAACAGUAUGGUUUAUUUAAUAAUGAUUUAUUUAAUAACAAAAGGCUUUUACUGACAAAACGAUUUAUCAUUAUUGUGCACUAUUUUUUUAGAUUCGCCACCAUUGAGGAUUCCAUGCAGUGCCGAAUUGACAAUUUGAAAGUCUACGUCUACAAGUCGCCCAGAUGGGCCCCUAAGGACGGAAUGUAG
Molecule: messenger RNA, 544 nt
Organism: Spirometra erinaceieuropaei
Lineage: Eukaryota; Metazoa; Platyhelminthes; Cestoda; Diphyllobothriidea; Diphyllobothriidae
Source: the annotation of a GenBank genome assembly